ACCCGGUUACGGAAGCCGACGAGGGUCGAGCGCGGGCCGGGCCUGGAGGAAGUUAGCGGCAGAACCCCAGGUAGCGGUGGAGAGCGACUCGGACCCGAUGGCGACCCCAGAGGCCAGCGGCAGCGGCGGGAAUGGCGAGGGCUGCGACCCCUCCGUCACCUACUUCCGGCUGGAGGAGGUGGCGAAGCGAAACUCGGCGGAGGAGACGUGGAUGGUGAUCCACGGGCGAGUCUACGAUAUCACCCGCUUCCUCAGCGAGCAUCCUGGUGGGGAAGAGGUUCUGCUGGAACAAGCUGGUGCUGAUGCAACAGAAAGCUUUGAAGAUGUUGGCCACUCCCCUGAUGCCAGGGAAAUGCUAAAGCAGUACUACAUUGGUGAUGUCCAUCCGAGUGACCUUAAACCUAAAGGUAAUAACAAGGAUCCUUCAAAGAGCAGUACGUGCAAAAGUUGCUGGGCAUAUUGGAUUCUCCCCAUCGUGGGCGCUAUUUUUAUAGGUUUCCUGUAUCGUCACUUCACGAGCGACAGCAAAUCCUCCUGAGGAGACCGUGCUGAAGUGUGGGAGCACAUGCUCCAGGGAGUGAGAAGUAAAGACUGACUUUGGAGGCUGCAGCAAUGCUCCCUCCUUGAAUCCUGCCAGUUCCCUCAAAUUGAAGCCAAGAUGGUUGUCCGGAUGUCUAUCCUCCUUCGAUCUAGGACCAGGGUCCUUCUCCAGCCAGAGCCUGAUGCCCAGAGCAGCUACUCACAUUGUGUCCUUGCCAGGGUUUCUUCUCACUGGCUUCUACUUGUUCCCUUCAUUUCAAGAGUUAGUACUGAUGAUUAGAGUUCCUAUGUGGUAUUGACAUGGCCUUUGGGGACAAGAUAUGAUUUCUGAUCCUUUGAAUUUGCAUUAGAUAUAUUUAAGGGAACAGUACUCUAGUUUUGAAUCUUUUCCUGUUUUUCUUUUAAGUAAAUGUAUUACUUUUUAAUUUUGUCAUUUAUCAUAAGUGGUUUAAUUCAUGAAGUUAAGAUAUGUCUCUUAUUUAAAACAUAGCUGCCAAAUUAUCUUAUUUAUGAUUAUUAAAAGUAAGGGACCUGAAAGAUAGAUCUUAGGGUAAAAGCAAUUGCCACAAAGCCUGAUGACCUGAGUUUCAUUUCCUGGACCCUCAUGGUAAA
Onychomys torridus (southern grasshopper mouse) is the source of this 1152-nucleotide messenger RNA. Its product is annotated as cytochrome b5 type B. Bases 98 to 538 code for a protein of 146 amino acids. The transcript has 5 exons. The record is from RefSeq and is a predicted model, not a curated record. Gene Ontology annotation, cellular component: mitochondrial outer membrane; intracellular membrane-bounded organelle. Gene Ontology annotation, molecular function: heme binding. Lineage: Eukaryota; Metazoa; Chordata; Mammalia; Rodentia; Cricetidae.